AGAAAUUGUGCCAACAUGUCGAACCGGUCGGUCGUCGGAAUAACGGGAGUACUGCUUUUCACGCUGCUUAUCAGCACCGCAUCGGUGGCUGUUGCGGAACCCGGCGAAACACUGGUGCUGCUGGACAAUCUGGCCAUCCGGGAAACCCAUUCCAUCUUCUUCAAAUCGCUCCAGGAACGUGGCUACAAGCUUACCUUCAAGCUAGCGGAUGACGCCGGGCUUGUGCUGUCAAAGUAUGGUGAAUUUUUGUACCAGCAUCUCAUCCUGUUCGCUCCAUCGGUGGAAGAGUUUGGUGGAUCGUUGAGCGUGGAAGCAAUCACGGAGUUCGUGGACAAUGGAGGAAACGUGCUGGUGGCCGGUAGCACCACGUCGGGUGACCCGCUGCGCGAGCUUGCCUCCGAGUGUGGGUUUGAGGUGGACGAGGAGAAGGCGGCUGUUAUCGAUCAUCUGAACUAUGACGUGUCCGAUGCCGGCGACCACACGACGAUCGUAGCUUCGCCGGAUAAUCUUAUCGAUUCGAGCAUUAUUGUUGGUAGUCGUGCAUCGGUGGCACCCUUGCUGUACCGUGGAACCGGACUAUUGGCUGAUCGUGAAAACCCGCUCGUGCUGCAACUGCUGACGGCGGACAGUUCCGCCUACAGUUACGUGCCGGAUGCACCCAUCAAAGAGUACCCGCAUGCUGUUGGCAAGGGAACACUUCUAAUUGCGGCUCUGCAGGCACGCAACAAUGCGCGUGUUGUGUUUUCCGGCUCGCUGUUCUUCUUCUCCGACGAAGCGUUCCUGUCGCCGGUACAGCGUGCUCAGUCCGGUAGCAAGCAUUUCGCCCGUUCCGGCAAUCAGGAAGUCGCGAUGGCCAUCAGCAAGUGGGUGUUUGGCGAGAACGGUGUGAUCCGGGCCCGGUCGGUCAGUCAUCACAAAGAAGGUGAAUCGCAACCACCGUCCGCGUACACCGUGACCGAUCCGGUGGUUUACACCAUCGAGAUCGAAACGCGUGCCAGCGAUGGUAAAUGGAAGGCGUUCGAAGCAUCCGACGUGCAGCUGGAAUUCGUACGGAUUGAUCCGUUCGUGCGCACGACGCUCGUACCGGUGGGUGGUGGUCGUUACGAGGCCCGUUUCCACAUCCCGGACGUGUACGGUGUGUACCAGUUCAAGGUGAACUACGAUCGGAUCGGUUACACGCACCUGUACUCAACGACGCAGGUGUCAGUGCGUCCGCUAACGCACACCCAAUACGAGCGUUUCAUCCCAAGCGCUUAUCCGUACUAUGCGAGCGCUUUCUCAAUGGUGGUCGGUAUGUUCCUGUUCUCGUUCCUGUUCCUUCACUUCAAGGACGAUGGAAGUAAACCAUCGUCCCGUCCAGCUGCUGCAAACGAAAAGAAAGCACAGUAG
Anopheles marshallii is the source of this 1389-nucleotide messenger RNA. It is a transcript of the gene Ost48, whose product is annotated as dolichyl-diphosphooligosaccharide--protein glycosyltransferase 48 kDa subunit. The record is from RefSeq and is a predicted model, not a curated record. The coding region runs from base 16 to 1389 and encodes 457 amino acids. Lineage: Eukaryota; Metazoa; Arthropoda; Insecta; Diptera; Culicidae. Gene Ontology annotation, cellular component: oligosaccharyltransferase complex; endoplasmic reticulum membrane. The transcript has a single exon.